Molecule: messenger RNA, 5148 nt
Organism: Plasmodium knowlesi strain H
Lineage: Eukaryota; Apicomplexa; Aconoidasida; Haemosporida; Plasmodiidae
Product: centrosomal protein CEP120, putative
Exons: 1
Coding region: 1-5148 (1715 amino acids)
Source: RefSeq, a predicted model, not a curated record
AUGGAGGGACAAUGCCCGUCUGACGAGUUCACAAAAUGUGAUUUGGUCCCCGAGGGGGAGAUGGAAAUGAUGGAUACCGUUGCGAAGAGGAGUGACGGGGGAGGUGAACUGGCGAAUGCUGUUGUUGAAAGGAUCGACACUCAGGGGGAAAGGAAAAAUCUUUACACUGGAAGAAGGCUCUACCCAGGGGGGGGAAGACCCUCUCAUGGAGGAAGAAGCCCACACCGAGGAGGAAGGCGCUCCUCCUACAGAGGGAAAAAUCCUUCCCAUAAUAAAGCACCCAUAGAAGGAAUAAAUGACACAACCAAAAUAUCCAAACUAUGUGAACUGAAAGAAUAUUCACAAUUAGGGGAUCAAAGAAAUAGCGUUUUAGCAAAUUUUAAUGAACUUUAUGGAGCAAAAGGGCAUACCAUCACAAAAUCUUUGAUGGAGAUUUUUCACUUAAAUGAAGAGGAAGAAAUUAUUCUGUUCAUUCUUCAAAAGUUUUUACACAUAUAUGGAUUAUGUGUCCCUUGCUUCAAAUUUAGCAGUCCAAAUAAUUUAUGUAGCAACAACAUAAAGUGCAGAUGGUGCCACCAUUAUAAUCACACGGAUAAGGAUUCUGCUUUGCACCCUCAUAAGAUGUUACACAUGAGAAAUAAAUGUAAAGUCUGUUCAUACUUAUCUAGAGAUGGUUUUUGUUUACUCCAAAAUGAAUGCCAUUUUUGCCAUUCCGUUGAACAUUUACCGCCCAAAGUACGACACUCAUAUUUUCGCAUGUUGAAUGAUUUGUAUGCAAAGAGAAAACACACAGAUGUCAUUACGAAAGAGUUGCUUCACAGUUUCCAAAAGGGGAAGAACAGCACUUCUCAUCGGAACCUUUUUGUUACCAUGGAUAAGGAACUCAUGUGCUUGUAUGACGACGGUCAGGGGAAAAGUACUGUCGAAGAACGUGGAGAAAAUGGCAGUGAGGGGAUGCGAAAAAAGGUGGAAACAUGUUCUGAGUGUGAUACACACGGGAAAAAACCAUGUAGGAGUUACUUCCUUCUGGGGGAUGCGGAAGCCACCUGCAUGGACAAUGGCAAUUGCCCAGAUUGUCACAGCGAGGCGCACAAAAAUAAAAACUCUAGUUUAUACUUUAUGACAUACCUUCAUGACAAGAACCUUUGCCAAGUGUGUCCACACAUUAACGAGGAGAAAUGCUCAUGCGAGGGGGAUGGCGAGUAUUGUCACGACACGGACCACAUAUCCUACGGUAUAAAAAUGAAGAAUGUCCUGGGCGUGUGUGAAGCAUCUUUGAGGGGGGAAUUUUCCGACGAGCACCAACCGGGGAGAGCGGCAGCAGCGAAUGUUACGAAUGUUACGAAUGUUACGAAUGUUGCGAACGUGGAGGAUGGCCAGGCCAACGUGGCCGACUCUGCAUCCAUCAUGGCGGAGUCCACCUUCGAUACCAACGCCUCUAACCUGAGCACGGAGCGACAGUAUCAUCGGAGCAGUCACCGAAUACGCAGCAGUGUGGGGAGACACGCCCGCCCCCCAAACGGGGAUUCGCCAAUGGGCGGUUCGCUAAACGGGGAUUCACCAAGGAGGGAUUCACCAAGGAGGGAUUAUCCUGGAAGGGAAAGAAAAAAGAAUUCACACAAGAGAAGCACAUAUGUAAGUGAGUCCUCCAAAAAAUAUGCACGCUCAAGAAAUAAUAGCAGAAAUGCCCACAUAAGUACAGGAAGCAUGAACAAAGAGGAUCUUGUAGAGAGAAAAAAAAAGGAUACAGAAAUAGGAACAGGACGGUACAGAAGUUAUAGUAAACAAAAUGAGCAGCACUUAAGAAAUAAUUUGUGUGAGAAAGAUAUCUCAAAGUUUUAUGAGAAGAAUGAAGAAGAUGGAAAGGAAAAGUGUGUUUCCAGGGAGUAUGCAGACGACCCAAGUGAUCUUGAUACACACCACAUGUGCUACAGCACAAGCCACAAAGGAAAGGAACCUCUAAUUGUACAUAAUCAAGAAGAGUUUUCGAAAGGGGAGGAAGAACAAAAUGUAUUUAAAAAUUUGCACCAUGAGACGAAGAACAUUUCCUGUUCCGAUUUUGUGACAUGCACAGAGACAGAUGUAAAGGGGAAAAAUAAAAGUUUGAUAAAUGGGAAAUCGGAUCUGAAUUAUGAAAAUAUAACAGGGGAUAAUCCAUGGGUGGAAGAUAAAUCUAAAAGUAAGGAUGAUUGUAAUGGUACUGUUGGAGAAGGUAUGAUAAAUCCCCACGAUCAAGAGAUGAAAAGCGAUGAUGAUAAUAUUUGUAGGCAGCAAAAUGGAGGGAGCCAUUUAGGAAGCCAUCAUGGAAGGCACGUGGGCAGGCACUUCAAGGACGAAUACAACUGCGGAGAAAGCAAUGCCUCCACGAAUGCAGAAAAAUGCACUAACAAGGAGGGGAUAGAUGAUUACUUCGGAAAGGGCCCCUCCUCCGCCUGCACAAGUGAAAGCAACAAACGGGUGGACUCUCUGACCAAUCAGGAGGCAAAAUAUCAUUUGAACGAUCUUCAAAGUUUAAGCAAAUUGCCCCUGGACGACAUUCGAAAUUUUCAUGAUGAAGGUCAAUGUGAGGAAGACAUCGAGAUUGAGGAGAUCAGCAGCAGAGUGAAGAUUAUUCAAGAUGUACCAACACAUAAUGCACAGAGGGCGAGGGGUGUUAUCAGUGACAGAGUUAUCAGCGACAGCGUUAUCAGUGAUCGCGUUAGCAAUCACCGUGCUGGAGGAAAUCCAAGGAAGGGCCGCGCCAAUUGGAACCAAGUGGCUGGAAAAACGUGGAGGAAACAGAGAAUGAUGACGGGCGAAUUAACAGGAGCAUACUCGAUAGAGGAACACAAUUCGUGUAGAUGCAUUCCGUGUGCCUUUUAUUUUUCUACCGGAUGCAACUACGCCCUCCAAUGCAGGAACUGUCAUCAUGAGGAGCACCGCAAUACGUCCAGCCAUUUGUGCUAUUACAAGAUGCUCCAUCGAAUGAGAAAGUGUAAACCCUGUGUAGACUAUUUUAGGGGUACUUGCAAACAUAGUCAAACUGGAACUACGAGAGAAAUGGACCAAUGUGCCUACUGUCAUGACGAAUCACACAGAAAGGAUAUGGAAAGAAUGGCCAACGUGAGAAUGCGUAGGGGGAGUAUAUCGAGCCAAUCCACCUCUGGAUCGAAACGGCAGUGGCGCAGCUCAGGUAAAUCCGCUGUAAAGCCAAAGGAGCAGUUGCGCAGUUCACAUCUAUCCACAUUGGAGUUAAAAAGCAGAACACGCAGUUCAAGUCUCUCCACACUCGCAUCGAAACAGAAAGUUGUAAGAGACCCUUCCUCUUCAUCAGGAAAAUGCACACAAAUAAAUCUGGAAAGACGAAACAAGAGUACUGUAUCCAAUUCUAAUAAAAAAAAAAUUAUUCCAAAUGAAUCACAAUGUCAGGAGAAAGUUCACCUCCCCAGUAGAAGUGAAGAAAAUGAGGAGGAGGACUCCAAGGUGGGAGGUAUAAAUUGUACAUUGUCUUGCAAAGAAGGCGACAAAUAUAUAAGCAAUGGUAACGCCAUUUCGACAAAGGAGGAAAAAGAAGCAACAGAAAGAAGAGCCCCUAAAAGUGUAAUGAGAAAAAGUAAAGGAGUUAUCGAAGAUGAUAACUGGCGCUCCAUGAAGAAUGUAACUUCAGGUAGAAGAGUGGCAAAUGGAAGGUACCCUCAGGCCAGACAUAUCAAGAGAUAUUCAUCGCCUGAAGACGUAAGCAGUAGAGGAAGCAGUCAGUUACGUAGCCGAAAUGAACGAAACUACCGCAUCGAUAGGAAGCAACACAACCAACACAACCAUCACAACCAUCACAACCAUCACAACCAUCACAACCAUCACAACCAUCACAACCAUCAGAACCGUCGCAACUCCCAUCCGCGUGUCCCCCGUGCAGACGAAUCCGACAUGAGUAGUGAACGCGGCCCACUGUCGGAGAGCCAAAGUGAUUCUAGCUAUCGCACUGACUCCCCCUACCCAAGAGAAUCAAAAAGCAGAACAUUCAUCUCCGACAAGGAAGAGGCCAAAUCAUGGCGCAGGAAACAGGAACCUAUUGAUCAAGGAACUCACAAUUUAUCCUUUCGUCCCAGUCUCCUAAGUCGACAUGAAAAAGGAGCUUGCCAUCCAUGCGUCUACUAUUUUAUAGGUUUUUAUGGAUGCUCAAAUGGAAGAAGGUGUCUAAAUUGUCACCACGAAGAUCAUAGGAACCCUCACACCUUGUUUCAUCCCUCUCGACUUUUACACGUAAAGAAGUUGUGCGUUCCAUGUGCGAACUAUUUCAAGGGCGAAUGCACCAGACCCAUGCACGCCUGUGUGUACUGUCAUAAUGAGUCGCAUGCAGAGGAGGCAAAUUUGGGAAGAGGAGAUAGAGACAGCGGGGGAAAUGCAACACACAGAGAAGGCGUAGCCGCAAAAAGGGGGCUCCCCAAUGGGGGUACCAUCAAAGAAAAUAUUUCCGAAUAUAACAUUUCCAAAGAUAACAUUUCCAAAGAUAACAUUUCCAAAGAUAACAUUUCCAAAGAAAAUAUUUCCAAAGAAAAUAUUUCCAAAGAUAACAUUUCCAAAGAAAAUAUUUCCAAAGAAAAUAUUUCCGAAGAUAACAUUUCCAAAGAUAACAUUUCAAAAGAAAAUAUUUCCGAAGAAAACAUUUCAAAAGAAAACAUUUCCAAAGAUAACAUUUCCAAAGAUAACAUUUCCAAAGAGAAUAUUUCCGAAGAGGACCGCGCCAAAGUCAACCACCACGCAGGCAAGCAUUUCCAUUACGUCAAACAGGUCGGCUACAGAGAACGAGAUGCGCACGACAGGGGAGUCUGCCACCCGUGUACCUUCUACUUCUCAGGAAAUAAUGGGUGCUUAAAAAGGAAUCGAUGCCCAAAUUGCCACAAUAGAGAGCAUGGAGACAUUCAUUCAUCCUACCAUCCAUCGAAGCUCCUACAUUAUAAGGGAAUAUGCUACCCCUGUAUUGGGCAUAUGAAAGGAACGUGCAGGCGAAGGUCGUAUGAGUGUGUGUACUGUCAUAAUGAAGAACAUCUCUCGGAAGACAGGAAGGAUCAAAUGAGAAAGGUUAUCGAUUCGGUUACUGAGAAGAUGAAGGAAAGAAGGAGAGACAACCAGAACCUGUCCCAUGUGCAUAGAGAACAUAGAACCUAG